Messenger RNA from Morchella sextelata, 2049 nucleotides. RefSeq lists its product as uncharacterized. Gene Ontology annotation, cellular component: cytoplasm. The transcript has 11 exons. Gene Ontology annotation, biological process: NAD+ biosynthetic process. The record is from RefSeq and is a predicted model, not a curated record. Lineage: Eukaryota; Fungi; Ascomycota; Pezizomycetes; Pezizales; Morchellaceae. Gene Ontology annotation, molecular function: NAD+ synthase (glutamine-hydrolyzing) activity; ATP binding; glutaminase activity. Bases 1 to 2049 code for a protein of 682 amino acids.
AUGGGACAUCUCGCGAUCUUGGCAACGUGCUCCCUCAACCAGUGGGCCCUCGAUUUCGAAGGCAAUGCCGAACGCAUUAUCGAGAGCAUCCGAAUCUCGAAAAAGGCCGGCGACACCUACCUCCACUCCUGGGAGAUGCUCGUCAAGAUCAUCUCACACAACGACUGCCAGGACAUCCUCCUCGACAUUGGAAUGCCCGUCGGCCACAAGAAUGUCCGCUACAACUGCCGCAUCAUCGCCUACAACAAGAAGAUCCUCCUCAUCCGCCCCAAGCUCUACCUCGCCAACGACGGCAACUACCGCGAGAUGAGGUACUUCACGGGCUGGGGCAGGGUCAAGUAUGUAGAGGAGUACUAUCUGCCAAGGAUGGUGGCAGAGGUGACGGGGCAGAGGAAGGUCCCGUUUGGGGAUGCGGCCAUCUCGACGCUGGAUACGUGUAUUGCGGCGGAGACCUGCGAGGAGCUGUUUACGCCGAAUAGUCCACAUAUUGGUAUGUCGCUAGAUGGGAUUGAGAUCAUGACCAAUUCCAGCGGAAGCCAUCAUGAGCUACGGAAGCUCAAUACGAGAAUCGAGUUGAUGACUGAGGCCACCAAAAAGUGCGGCGGCAUCUACCUCUACGCCAACCAACAAGGCUGCGACGGUGACCGCUUGUACUACGACGGCUCCGCGAUCAUUGGUGUCAACGGCCGCAUUGUCGCCCAAGGCUCCCAAUUCUCCCUAAAAGAUGUUGAAGUUGUAACUGCCACUGUGGACCUUGAAGAAGUGCGCAGCUAUCGCUUCGCACCCUCGCGGGGCCAACAGGCGGUUCAGAACACGCCAUACCCACGUAUCGAGGCGGAUAUGAGCAUCUCUGCCGAAGGCUCCAUAGUGGAUCUCUCCAUCAAGCCCACAAAGGCCAUCGACGUACGUUUCCACACCGCCGAGGAAGAGAUCGCGCUGGGCCCGGCCUGCUGGCUGUGGGACUACUUGCGCAGGUGUGGUGGUGUUUCAGGGUACUUUUUGCCGCUGAGUGGUGGCAUUGAUAGUUGUGCUACUGCAACGAUUGUGCACUCCAUGUGCAGGCUUGUUGUGGAGGCCUGUGAAGCUGGGUCGGAACAGGUUAUUAAGGACGCCCGCCGAAUCACGGGAGAGCCAGAGGACUCCACAUGGGUGCCUAAGACGCCCCAGGAGCUUGCGGGUCGUAUCUUCCACACUUGUUUCAUGGGUACCGAGAACUCGAGCAAGGAGACACGCCAGCGCGCCAAGGAGCUCGCGGAGGCAAUCGGGGCGUACCAUGUUGACCUGAACAUGGACACGAUUGUUACCUCUGUGCGAGACCUCUUUGCGUUUGUGACGGGCAAAAAACCUGUUUUUCAAGUCCAUGGUGGCUCGAAAACCGAGAACUUGGCGUUGCAGAAUAUCCAGGCAAGGUUGAGGAUGGUCUUGGCGUAUUUGUUUGCGCAGUUGCUGCCCUGGGUACGGGGAAAGCAAGGUGGAUUAUUGGUCCUAGGGAGUGCGAAUGUCGAUGAAUGCCUCCGCGGCUAUCUGACCAAAUACGACUGCUCGAGCGCCGAUAUUAAUCCCAUUGGUGGCAUCUCAAAAACGGACUUGAAGCUCUUCAUCGCCUACGCACGGGACAAGUUCGAAAUCCCUAUUCUGCAUGAUUUCCUCACCGCCGUCCCCACUGCCGAGCUCGAGCCCAUCACAAAGGAGUACGUCCAGUCCGACGAGGCAGACAUGGGCUUCACCUAUGACGAACUCUCCAUAUUUGGUCGUCUGCGCAAGAAUGAUAAACUGGGUCCAUGGGGCGCGUUUAAUAAGCUCCUCCAUGAGUGGAGUGACCACAUGAGCCCCAGGCAGAUCGCAACGAAGACGAGGAACUUCUUCUUCUAUUAUGCAAUCAACAGGCAUAAGCAGACGGUGCUGACACCCUCGUAUCAUGCUGAGCAAUAUAGUCCGGAUGAUAAUCGCUUCGACUUGAGGCCGUUCUUGUAUCCGGCGUUUAGCUGGCCGUAUAAGAAGAUUGAAGAGACGGUUGCGGCUCUUUCGGCGAGGGAGAAGAAGGACUAG